AUUUAGAAAGUUCAUUUCGCAAUUUGGUCUAGCCAGGAAUCGAACUCGGGACCUCCUCAUCUAGCGCCUACAGUAUUUAUACUGUAGGGCCAUCAAUGGGCCAACCAAGUCGUCAAUUGUGUACGUAUGUAAUCAUCUCAUUAGGCCUGAAAUAGUAAUGAAAAUGCCUUUUUUUCUACUAAUUUAGGUAAUGAUUGCUUUUUACAGGUGUUAUGUUUCACAUUAAUAACUGCAGUGUCCGCAGAGUACGGUCACAACCACGGAUAUAACCACAUGCGUUCUUUCUCGGCACAGCACGGUCACAACCAUGGUGACCAUCAGCAUGCACAUGAUCAUGGUCUCAAUCACGGCCAUGGUCAUGGGGGACAUAAUCACAAUAACGAUUAUUUUAUGACAGGAAUGUUCAGACGGUCGUUUCCACACAACAACAUACCAGUGGGCAAUUCUCACGUGCAAAUGCAGCAUCAGCUUUCAGGACAUCAACAUACGGGCCAUCAACAUGCGGCGCAUAUGAACUACGCCAAUUUCGGUUACAACGUGCCUUCCUUUUUUAGACGUUCUGGUACUGACUACCAUGACCACGUUGGGGCCCACGCUAACAUGCAGCACAAUCAUCACGAUCACCAUCAUCAUUAA
Messenger RNA from Hyposmocoma kahamanoa, 636 nucleotides. Its product is annotated as histidine-rich glycoprotein-like. The record is from RefSeq and is a predicted model, not a curated record. The transcript has 4 exons. The coding region runs from base 274 to 636 and encodes 120 amino acids. Lineage: Eukaryota; Metazoa; Arthropoda; Insecta; Lepidoptera; Cosmopterigidae.